AUGCCCCCGAAGAAGAAAGGCGAUGGGAAAGGAGGCCCCAAGCCUGGCACAAAGCAGGCCAAGGCUGUCGCAGAGAAAGCCGGGGAGGCAAAGCCAACAGAAGAACCCAAGAAACCAUCCGUGAAGGAGGUCAUUGGCGGCGCAUCAUGGACAGGAAAGCUGCCGGUCAAUAUGUUGGCAGAGCAUUGCCAAAAGCAGAAAUGGGAAAAGCCCGAGUACAGCAUGAUAAAAACCUCGGACGGAUUCGUGUCCGCUGUGACAAUGAAGAAAAUAGACCCAAAGACUAAAGAGCUCAUUGUGAUUCCACCGAUGAAGCUUCCUCCUUCGCAUAAGCAUCUCGCCGGACAACCGACAGCCCUGGAGGCCCGCCACUUUGGUGCAGCCUUUGCUUUAUUCCGCGUAUGCAAUAUGCGCAACAUUCAUAUGAUGAUGCCCCCUACUUAUAAAAAACUUUGGAAGGAGGACUUUGGGGAGAUCAAGGCAAACGAUACCCGGGAAGGCAAAGGCUGGAUGUACGAGGCAGAUCCAUUCCUCGCCAAGCAGGAACGUGAAAGUGCAGCAGCCGAUCUUGCGAAGAAACGUGCGGAACGGGACAAAGCACAAGCCAAGGAGAAGGCAUCAAAUGCCGAGUUAGGGCUGGGCAAUGGAGAUGCCAAGUCAAAGCGUAUCUGGUCGCAAGCACCCAAGGUGGACAUGGGCAGUCGGAUCCGAAGAGAUAUUGAAGGUCUGUUGCGGCAACACACGGUCUGGAACCCUUAUGGGGUCAAGAUCCCUGAAAACCGAAGGAAGGAGAUUGCAGACGAGUUCUCCGGCUUGGGUUUCCGUCGCAGUCAUGUUGAGGAAGCUGCGGCAGAAUGCAAAGACCGUGAAGAGGUACUGGAAUGGCUCCUCAUCUAUGUCCCCGACGAUGACCUUCCGCGAUGGAGUCUCCCAGAGGGUUAUUCGGCUGGGGUCAGCCUUGGUUCCGGCGAUCUCGCCCGUGAGGCCAAGAUCAAGAGACUGGCUUCCGUUGGAUACCCUUCCGAUAUGUGCUCUCAAACCUUGGACAGUAUGAAUGGCGAUGAGUUGGCCGCUGCGGAGCUGUUGCAAGGCACCUUGGCCCAUGGAUCUGAGUACGCCCUCCCAUCCGUCGAUGAAGAUGACGAGGCUUGGGCAGAAGAAGCGAUCACACUGGAAGCAAUCUUCGGUGAACGUUAUCGUCGCAUAUCAGCCAAAGUCUGUGAGAUCACUAGCGAGGCAGGGGAGCUUCCUGCCAGUACAAUCUUCCGCUUCCAAAAGCCCUCCGCACACUAUCCAAGCACGCCCCCUGUCAUCUCAAUCGUGGCGAACGGUGUUCCAGCUUAUAUCCGCCUCAGUGCAAUCCGUCGGGCAGUGCAGUAUGCCGAGGAUAACUUUUCGGGUGAGUCCAUGAUAUUCAAUAUCAUGGAUUGGCUCGAGGUCAACCUACCUGCCGUUAUGGAGAACCCAGGCAAGCUACGAGAGAUUUCUGCUGUAACAGCUUCCGCGGUAGCUGAGACCCAUGAAAUCCCGGUUCGUUCAUCGCGCAAGAAUCGCAAGGGAAUUGAUUGGACCGUCGACUCAGAACGAAGCUUGGCUAUGCGUGAUGCCUGGGAGACGAAACAGAACACAGCCCAGCAACUUGAAAUGACUCGGAAGCGAAAGGCCCUUCCCGCUUGGAAUACCCAAUAUGAUAUCAUCCAGGCCGUCAACUCAAACCAAGUGACCAUUAUCUCCGGUGAAACCGGUAGUGGUAAAAGUACCCAAUCUGUUCAAUUUGUGCUGGAUGACAUGAUCCAGCGAGGGCUAGGGGGUGCUGCCAACAUCAUCUGUACGCAGCCACGACGAAUUUCAGCAUUGGGCCUUGCCGACAGAGUCAGCGACGAGCGUUGCGCCACUGUCGGUGGUGAAGUUGGAUACGUGAUCCGAGGCGAGUCCAAGGCCAAACCUGGCUCCACCAAGAUCACCUUCGUGACUACAGGUGUCUUACUGCGUCGGAUUCAAUCCGGCGGUGAUGCAGAUGGCAACGUAUCGAGCUCUCUCGCGGACGUUUCACACGUGGUGGUUGAUGAGGUUCACGAGCGUAGUCUGGACACAGACUUCCUUCUGGCGCUUUUGAGGGACGUUUUGCGUUAUCGCAAAGACCUCAAGGUAAUCCUCAUGAGUGCUACCCUUGAUGCGGGUAUCUUCAUGAAUUACUUUGGCGGCCAAAGAUCGGUUGGAUUGGUAAACAUUCCCGGUCGAACGUUCCCCGUCCAAGACUACUACUUGGACGACGUUAUCAAAUACACAGCGUUUGCGCCGGAGCUUGCAGAAGAUUACGAGUAUGAUGAAGAACCAUCCCGGGGCGAGGAAACACUUGGUAAAGCACUUCGGAGCUUGGGCAUGGGCAUCAACUAUGAUUUGAUCGCAGCAACAGUCGAAUACAUUGAUGCACAGCUGGGUGAACAGGCUGGUGGGAUUUUGAUUUUCCUCCCUGGUACCCUAGAGAUCGACAAGUGUUUGGCGGCAGUCAAGAGAAUUCCAAACACACACCCUCUACCAUUGCAUGCCUCUCUCCUGCCCGCCGAGCAGCGCAGGGUAUUCCAAAGUCCCCCCAGAGGAAUGCGAAAGGUCAUUGCGGCCACUAACGUAGCUGAAACAUCCAUCACGAUCGAGGAUGUCGUUGCUGUCAUUGACACCGGUCGAGUCAAGGAAACAAGUUACGACCCCAAGGACAAUAUGGUCCGUCUUCAGGAAGUGUGGGCCUCUCAGGCGGCUUGCAAACAGCGCCGUGGUCGUGCAGGUCGUGUCCGCGCGGGUAUCUGCUAUAAGCUGUACACCCGCAAAGCCGAAUCCAACAUGGCCCAACGGCCAGAUCCGGAAAUCCGCCGUGUGCCAUUAGAACAGCUGUGUCUGUCUGUAAAGUCUAUGAAGGGAAUCGACGAUGUUGCCAACUUCUUAGCGAAUACCAUCACCCCUCCGGAAAGCAUAGCUGUUGAAGGUGCCCUGAACUUCCUACACCGUGUCGGGGCCCUUGAUCACGACAGACUCACUGCACUGGGUCGAUACCUCUCAAUGAUUCCCGCAGACCUCCGAUGUGCCAAGUUGAUGGUCUACGGCUCAAUAUUCGGCUGUAUUGAGCCCUGUCUCACAAUCGCAGCCAUGCUGACUGUCAAGAGUCCGUUCAUAUCACCGCGCGAGAAGCGCGAAGAAGCCAAUGCCGCCAGAGCAAGCUUCGCUCGCGCAGGCGACGGCGACCUUCUCACCGAUCUCUCAGCUUACCAAGCUUGGUCUGAGAGAGCCCAGGCAAAAGGUGGUUACUGGGGAACCCAGUCUUGGUGUGGCGCCAAUUUCCUCUCCCACCAGACGCUGCGCGAUAUCUCCUCCAAUCGCGCUCAAUUCAUCACCUCUCUCAAAGAUGCGGGCGUCUUAGCAGUCAACUACUCGGAUUCUUCGCCCGUUUGGAAUCGCAAUGCCUCCAAUCGUAAUUUGAUCCGUGCUCUCAUCGCCGGAGCUUUCCAACCGCAGGUCGCACAGAUCUCUUUCCCUGAUAAGAAGUUUGCUAGCUCUGUCACCGGUACCGUUGAGGUUGACCCAGAUGCGCGCACUAUCAAAUACUUCAACCAGGAGAACGGUCGCGUCUUCAUUCACCCAAGCUCGAUUCUGUUCUCUGCUGCUGGCUACCCCAAUGCUGCCGCAUACAUCAGCUACUUCACAAAGAUGGCUACUAGCAAGGUUUUCAUUCGCGAUCUUACCCCUUUUAACGCAUACUCACUUCUCCUCUUCUGUGGCUCCAUUGAGCUUGACACUGUGGGUCGUGGUCUAGUUGUAGACGGCUGGCUCCGUCUCCGAGGCUGGGCCCGAAUCGGUGUACUCGUCUCGCGACUUCGGACGAUGUUAGACGAGGCGCUUGCGGAACGAUUCGAUAACCCUUCGCAGAUAACCGAUGGCAGCAGUAUUGGAGAUCAAGUGAUCGAGGCUGUCAAGAAACUGAUUGAGUUCAAUGGACUUGAUCAAUGA
This is a messenger RNA of Penicillium olsonii, 3999 nucleotides long. NCBI's taxonomy places the organism in Eukaryota, Fungi, Ascomycota, Eurotiomycetes, Eurotiales, Aspergillaceae. The record is from the annotation of a GenBank genome assembly.